AUGAAGUUCCUCGUAUUUCUUUCGCUUCUCGGUGUCUCAUUAGCAUUGAGGGAUCAAUCCAUCGCUGUGAAAGGAAAACUUCUGUGUGGAGCUAAACCGGCCAGUAAUGUUCGGGUGAAGCUUUGGGAAGAAGAUGGAGGACCUGAUCCAGACGAUGAACUUGAUGCUGGCUAUACCGAUGGUAGUGGUGCGUUCUCACUAUCCGGUGGAACUGCCGAGCUCACACCAAUUGAUCCCGUCUUCAAAGUUUAUCACGAUUGUGAUGAUGGAAUCAAGCCGGGAUCCAGAAAAGUGAAGUUCUAUCUUCCGAAGAGCUAUAUUACCGAGGGCAAGGUGCCAAAGAAAACGUUUGAUAUCGGAGUCUUGAACUUGGAAACUAUUUUCCCUGGAGAGGAGCGUGAAAUGAUCGUUUCACGUAUGCGACGUGAUUUCCUCUUCGAUGACAACUAUGAUGACUAG
Molecule: messenger RNA, 459 nt
Organism: Necator americanus (New World hookworm)
Lineage: Eukaryota; Metazoa; Nematoda; Chromadorea; Rhabditida; Ancylostomatidae
Exons: 4
Coding region: 1-459 (152 amino acids)
Cellular component (GO): cell surface
Source: RefSeq, a predicted model, not a curated record